AUGGCCUCUGAACGAGUUGCCCACAUCACCGACGCCCAGAAACAAGCUCUGAUGGACAAUUUACAGCUCGAGAUCGCCGACCGAGCCCGCAAAUUACGCGCCCAGUAUGCCCUCCAAGCCCAGGGCCUGCGCACUCGUCUGGAAAUGCGCAUCAACCGUAUCCCUCGCAACCUCCGUAAAGCCCACAUGGGCGAUUUAUUGGAAAAACACCUCGAAGCUCAGAAGAAGACUCAGCAGCGUCUACCCAGCCCUGCAAAGACGAAAGUCUUGAAGCGCAAGAGUGAGGAGCCUACCAUGGCCGACAAGGAAAACACUCAACCCGCUUCGGUAGCUCUUGCAAACCCAAAGAAGCGCAGCAAACCCAGCCCUGGCCCCACUGGCAUUCCUACCUCUCCCAAUUUGGGUCGUUACCAAAGACCUCAGCCUCUCAACACCGCCGUUCUCUCUCCCAAGUCUCCAAACACCCGUACAAUCACACGCUCUCCCGUAAAGUCUCCCGCGACAAAGUCACCACCACCACUUCCCAGACCUCGCGGUGCAGCGGCUCUUCAGCCAGCCCAGCAAACCAAGAAAGGCACGCUUAAAAGACCUGCCACCGCUCCCACCACAACCGCACUGGACUCUGUAGCAUCUACCGCACAAUCAAACACUUCUACGCGUCGUGCUCUCCGCGCCAGCAAUGCCUCGGCAGAAAGCACCAGCAGCGAAAAGACCACCAUCGUCAACAAGUCUCCCGCCAAACCCAACCCUCCCAGCCGCCCACAUACUGCUAUGGCUCUAGCAUCGCCUAAGAAGUUGCCCGUGCCUACCUCGCCCGUCAAAUACAACUCGAUCAGGGAGAAGCCAUUGCCAGUACCCGCUGCAGCACCAACUCCCGUCGCAGGCACGAUUAAAAAAGGUACCUUUAAGAGCGCAAUGGCCUCGCUCACGGGAAGCAAGAGAGGGAAGAAGACAACCGCUGCCGCUGCGCUUGCUCCCAGCAGUACACCACCGCCAGCUGGUAGAGUGCUGAGAAAGCGUGCACCCUGA
Molecule: messenger RNA, 1029 nt
Organism: Aureobasidium namibiae CBS 147.97
Lineage: Eukaryota; Fungi; Ascomycota; Dothideomycetes; Dothideales; Saccotheciaceae
Exons: 3
Coding region: 1-1029 (342 amino acids)
Biological process (GO): mitotic sister chromatid segregation
Cellular component (GO): chromosome, centromeric region; chromosome passenger complex; spindle midzone
Source: RefSeq, a predicted model, not a curated record